CACCCCUAGGGGGACUCUUACUGAGUCACUACAUACCACUAGUUUAUACCGAAGCAGUGUUAUCAGCUACACUACAGUGCAGACGAACUUGUAAAGGAAAUUAUACUCAUUACUUGCAGUGGAUCAGCCAGUAACCUACUCGGGAGAUCUCGUGUGAGUGCGUGGGCCUCAACACGGAAGAGAUAUAACUAUGGAGUACGACUUCAGCUCACUACCGGAAGUCGUCUGGGUGGAAGUGAUGUCAUAUCUAGGUUUCCGUGACCGCUACUCGUUGUCUUUAACAUGCCACACUUUACAUUCUGUUUUCUCACACCCAUCUCUUUGGAAGUCUGCAAAAAUAUUUCUUCUUGGAGGAACAAACAACUUCGGUCCGUGUAAAACGUUCAUGCUGAAAACGAGUUUCAAAACAAUUGAACGGUUUGGAACACUGUUCCGGGAUCUUACGAUAACAAUAUCGGGUCACGUGAAAGGUGUGGAUUCAGAUUCAAGAUCACUUCUUGAACAUUUGGCUGAACAUUGUUGUCUGGAAAGUUUGACUCUAGAAGCCGGUCAGAUGGUUUCCAGUUUUCACAUCGGAGGUACGAAACCAAACGAACAAGACUUGCUGGCUAUAGUGUCCCUCAUUAACAAAGCAUCCAGGUUGAAAAAAAUCAGUGUCAUCUCCUGGCCUAUGUAUCCAGAUAUAUUCGGCAAGCCUGAGUUGAAUAUUUUUCACGCCAUGAUGUUAAACGAAAAACUUAAGAACCUAGAAUCUCUGAGUUUGUUUUGGACCAAGAGAGAUUGGUCAGAGUUGAAUCCACUGUUGCCUUCCCUCGAAUACACACUUCGCUUGGUGACUAAUUUCAAACAGCUUACUCACCUCGCUGUUCGGGCUGUCAUGUUGGACAGCGACAUCAUGCGUGAGCUUGCAGAGUGUGGUCGAGCCAAGAUGAAACUCCUUCAAGUGUUUGUCAGCUCCAGGCCUUUGGUCAGUUCGCCGACUCAAAGGCAGCGUCUUUCUUUCAGAGACUGGGUACACCUUGUCCUAGCAUGUCCUCAACUGCAGGUGGAGGUUGUCAUUAUGUCUCCAAUACGAGAUGAAGACCUGGCCGACAUUCUGAAUCCGCGGACACCGUUGACAUCAGUUACCUUCUUGAAACACUCUGGUUGUAAUGACCAGCUGCUGACGUCUCUAGCUAACAGCUAUGAAAACACUUUAAAACAGUUUGUAUGUCACUGCAUGAUGACCGAUAUUGACGAAUCCUUGCUAUAUCUUGUAACAAGAUGUCAUCAGAUGGAAGAGCUAGUGGUUACCCAGGCGUUAAAGCACGAAACGGUGGCUAUAAUACAGGAUUUACGGAGGUGGAACAAACUGAAUCUGACAAAACAGUAAAGUUAAGCAGGUUCAAUUUUCGAGAUUAUUUUAAUGCUAGUUUGAUUAAGAAUUCGGCCUAUAUCGGCGUAUUAGUUUGAAAAAUCGAAAUAUUCGAGAGAUUGGUGUUUGAGUUAACGAAGUUCAACUCUGACCUGUAUACGUACAUGUAUACGUGUAUAUCAGGAAUGUUUUUGACGCUGUAUAAGUAUUAAAUUGAGGGGUUUUCCUUUUUAUUGUUAUUUUGUUGGGGAUGUUGUUGUUAGCUUCUUUUUUGUUGUUGUGUCUGUUGUUUCAGCAUAAUAAAAACAUAGAUCAGGGACGAAUCCGCAAUCAUUAAGCAUGCACUGACCUUUAAAGUUUUAGAAUCAUUAUGCAUGUAUGCACUGAUGUAUGAAUAUCUAUAUAUGGUAUGUAUGUCGGGCUUGACUAUUAAAUGAAUUGAUAUUAACGUACUGCUGCAUUGGAUAAUUCCUUUCUGGCCUCACAAAUUUCCUCAUGCCGUUACUGGAACUCGAACCUGCGGCAACGAAUGGCCCGCAACUUGCAGGCUUGCCACGAUACGUUCUGAGCUAUCAAGACAUCCAUGUAUGUAUGUGUAUAUAUAUGUAUGUGUAUAUGUAUGUAUGUAUAUAUGUAUGUAAGCCUAUAUAUUUACAUAAUAUACUUUUCUAUUGUGAAAAUACUUUCCAUUUGGCCAAUUAAGAAAUAAAUACAUUUACUGUU
Messenger RNA from Gigantopelta aegis, 2077 nucleotides. RefSeq lists its product as uncharacterized. The record is from RefSeq and is a predicted model, not a curated record. The transcript has 2 exons. Gene Ontology annotation, molecular function: protein binding. NCBI's taxonomy places the organism in Eukaryota, Metazoa, Mollusca, Gastropoda, Neomphalida, Peltospiridae. Bases 191 to 1372 code for a protein of 393 amino acids.